AUGAACCGACUUGAUUCUGGUCAAAGUAUUAAGAUCGGCGGCAACACAGCUGGCCCUCACCCGUCCGCUGAGCAUCGCCCUGUGCAUUACGAAGAAUGGGCCACGCCGUCUGCGAGAGGAUAUUUUAUUUCAGAUCAUAUGAUCAAUGAACCUCCAAACAAAUCACUCAAGGUCAUUCUUAUUGGAGCUGGAGCAGCCGGUAUCGACUUCCUCCACCACGCUCCCACUGCUCUCAAAGGUCUUAAUGUUGACAUCGUAUGCUACGAGAAGAACGAGGAGAUUGGGGGUACCUGCACUGACCGGGUGAGAGACAUUCCCAGUGCAAGCUACCAAUUUGCCUGGAGACCAAACCCAGAGUGGAAGAGCUACUACAGCGGGGCCAAGCAUAUAUGGCAGUAUUUGAAGACUAUUGUGGAUGAAGAAGGGAUGAUGAGAUAUAUCAAACUCGGAGUCGCGGUGACCGGCGCUGUUUGGCAAGACGAAAAGUCUAAGUGGAUCGUCCGUCUUUCCCGGUCUGACCAAGAUGAGAUAUCUGAGUGGACGGAAGAAUGCGACGUGCUGGUUAGCGGCACCGGCUUUCUGAAUGCUUGGAAGUGGCCUGCAAUUCCCGGCCUCGAAACCUUUAAAGGGAAAAUUUUCCACAGUGCAAAGUACGAAGAAGGCUUUGAUCUGAAAGCAAAGCGAGUUGCUGUUAUCGGGUCCGGCAGUUCGGGUGUACAAAUAGUGGCUACGAUCUAUCAGGAUGUGUCCAAGCUUUAUACUUGGGUACGAACUCCAACAUGGAUCACUGCCGGAUUCGCGCAAAAGUAUGCUGGGGAAAAUGGGGCAAACUUUGAUUACUCAGAGGAGCAAAAAUCGGAAUGGCGGCAAGACCCAGAAAAAUACAGACAGUAUAGAAAACUGAUCGAGCAGGAGUUGAAUCAGAGAUUUAAGUUCGUCCUCAAAAACACCCGUGAAUCAGACGAGGCCAAUAUUUUUGCUUACAAAGAGAUGGCAUCAAAGCUUGGCCACAAUCCUCGUCUUGUAGACCGAAUGAUUCCGAAGGACUUCAAUGUUGGCUGCCGCCGACCAACUCCUGGAAAUGGUUAUCUUGAAGCACUUGUUGGUGAGAAAACAACUUGCUACACUGACAGCAUUGGCGCUAUCACUCCCAAAGGCUUCGUCACAGCUGAUGGCGAAGAGGUCGAGGUGGAUGUGAUCAUCUGUGCAACAGGAUUCGACACCUCCUUUCGCCCUCGGUUUCCGAUCAUCGGACUCGAAGGUGAAAGCCUCUCGAAACAAUGGGAAAAGCUGCCAGCCAGCUACAUCUCUGUCGCGGCACCCAAAAUGCCCAACUAUUUCAUGUACACGGGACCAUUCGGUCCUGUUGCCCAAGGCUCUGUGCUCCCCCUUCUUACACUUUGCUCCAACUACGUCAUUCAAAUAAUUCAGAAGAUGAGAAAGCAACACAUUCGCCGACUCUAUCCCAAGGAAACGGCAAUUGAGGAUUUCAUGGAACACGCCGCGUUAUACAUGCAGCGGACUUGCUGGUCAGACCCUUGCACAAGCUGGUUCAAGCAGGGCACAACAGAUGGGCCUAUCAUCAUGUGGCCUGGAAGCAGGUUGGCAUUUUUCGACCUGAUGGAGACACCAAAUUUUGAGGACUAUGAGAUCGAGUAUUGGAGCAAGAAUCGAUGGGGUUGGCUGGGCAACGGAUUCAGUACGAUUGAAUUCGACGGGAAAAGCGAUAUUACUUAUUACUUAGACACACAAUCUGGAAUGGGAGCUUCAGGCAAGACAUCGGUUGUGGAGAAGAGCAGCUACUCAAACAACCACGCCAACGGCCACACGAACGGAGUCAACGUGGAAUGA
Messenger RNA from Cladophialophora bantiana CBS 173.52, 1851 nucleotides. RefSeq lists its product as uncharacterized. NCBI's taxonomy places the organism in Eukaryota, Fungi, Ascomycota, Eurotiomycetes, Chaetothyriales, Herpotrichiellaceae. The record is from RefSeq and is a predicted model, not a curated record. Bases 1 to 1851 code for a protein of 616 amino acids. The transcript is spliced from 5 exons. Gene Ontology annotation, molecular function: N,N-dimethylaniline monooxygenase activity; NADP binding; flavin adenine dinucleotide binding.